ACUGUAUAUCCGACCCAAAAUGCUGUACCUCCAAUUGACUCCCCAGAAGUCCAGCGAUGGCUCAAAGAACUUGAUCUCUCUGGAGCGCCUGCGUUUCAACUCAACACGGGCGCACCGCCAGCCUGUCCAGCCAACCUGGACCCUAAUGUCUGUUAUAGGACAUGCCAGAAAUGUCAUGCAGAUGAUGUGCUGAUCUGUCCAGACAAAGAUACAUGGGGGUUGACUUUUGAUGAUGGACCUACAGAUCAGACACCGGAUCUCCUGACCUUUUUAAAGAGUAGUAAUACCAAGGCAACUUUUUUCUUGCUCGGUAGCAAUGUUGUCAAAUAUCCAGAGAUUGUAAAGACAGAAAUCGAACAUGGCCACCAUAUAGCCUCACACACAUGGUCACACCAUGCGCUGACAACUUUAAGCAAUGAGCAGAUUGUUGCAGAAAUGAAGUGGACAGAAAAGGCAAUUGAGGAUUUCACAGGCUACAGAGUCAAGUACAUGCGCCCACCCUACGGCGACAUUGACAAUCGUGUCCGCUUUGUGCUCAAGAAAAUGGGCUACAUAGUGGUCGACUGGACUAGU
This is a messenger RNA of Lobosporangium transversale, 573 nucleotides long. RefSeq lists its product as hypothetical. NCBI's taxonomy places the organism in Eukaryota, Fungi, Mortierellomycota, Mortierellomycetes, Mortierellales, Mortierellaceae. The record is from RefSeq and is a predicted model, not a curated record. The annotation marks the transcript as partial. Gene Ontology annotation, cellular component: membrane. Gene Ontology annotation, biological process: carbohydrate metabolic process. Gene Ontology annotation, molecular function: chitin deacetylase activity. The transcript is spliced from 2 exons.